ACCGCAUUGGAGAUCGCCUACACGAACCAAUAUACGGAGCACGUCGAGCUUAGCUGGGCACACAGCAACACAAUCUGUCUGCACUUCAGGUACUACCUCUCGAUCAUGUCACAAGAAAUUGAGCGGCCGCUCUCGCAGGGAUCGCUUGGCCCCCCCGUCGGGAUCUUGGGGCCUGCUACCCCCACCAAACGGACUAGCCUUUCCGCAACACCAGACUUGAGUAUGAAGGCUGGAAGCCAAACUUCGAAUGUCGAUCAGGGCAGAUUUCUCUCGCCCCCAGCUUUAUCCUCGUCGGACAUGACACCUCCGCCAUCGUCUCAAAUUCCGCAAGCUCCUCUGCGAGAGUCGAGGUCUCGAUCGAGCUCAUAUCUGGCAUCACCACCCAAUAUCGAGAAAACUCUCUGUGUAGCAUACGGUGCUUCGGAGAAUCUGCCAACUGCCGAUGAUAUUGAUAGUGCUGAUGAAACGAAGCUUCGCAUGAUCGUCAAAGAUCUACUGGGUGUGGCUCAAGAGUCCCGCAUGUCGGCGCUUCAUUUCAAGUUGCAAAACAGCCUGCUUUCAUUCACGAGCAACGAAGCGAUCAAGCGUGCAGAAGUCGAGCACCGACUUGCGCGAAGGGAGGUCGAGAUCCUUCAAAGUUCAGAGUAUCGCAGUCGCCAAUGCCAGCAUGAAAUCAAAUCAGUGCAGCCAGUCUCUAAUGUGGAGCUUGAGUUUUCCCUCAAGCGCAAUCAAGAACUCGAAAGGAUCAAUGCUACACUCGAUCGAAGGCUUCGCCGAGCAAAGAAGCUUAUCGAACAGGAGAGAGACACUUCUGAGCUUCUGAGAGAGGAAAAUAGAAUGCUGAAAGAGCGGAUUCGUGACAACCGAAGACACUUUUCUCGGAUGAUCGAGCAUGGCCCAAUGUCGCCGAGUCCCCAGUACGAGAGUCACACACCGCAUAGACGGGUACUGCCCCAGUUCGCCGAUCAUGGUAGUUAUCAGAUGAACGGAAAUGAAAGUCAUGCCCCCUUUGAAGCUCUCUUGGCAGCAGAUCGCGUCCUCAACCAAGAAUCGCCAGCUGUUACCUCGACACCGGACAGACAUCGCGAUCAUAGAGAAAAUGCAAGUUGUCAUGCGCGUGACGCUCAUUCUCUGUCAUCUUUGCCAAUAACCCCGUCCCAGCCUCGGUUAGCGCACCGCGAGAGUCGAGAUCAUACACCGGGGCUAGAAUUCCUUGAUGAUUGUCGUGAUCGAGACAGUACCAUUUCGGCGUCUGACAUUGAACCCGAGACCGAAGAAGUCCCCGCUUCGGAAACACGAACUGCUCCCAGUAACGUGCACCUUCGCAGUAAUUUCGGCAACCAUCCGCAGAGGCGUGGCGUAGCGAGUGCAGCAAAGUCGAGUACGUUGCUACAGACUAAACUGUUCGGUCAAGUGAGGAAGCCCGGCAUCGAUCGGCCCCUCAGUGGUAAUCUCAAACGCAAAGCAAGUUUUGACGGUGCGACCCUAAAGAAAUCAAAAGCGGAGGAAAGGGUGGGUCUCGGUAUUGGCACCUGGAACAAUUAGGCCAAGCGGUACCCGUGCACAAACGGCGUAGCGUCGCUGUUUCUGCCAGACAAUUACCAGAGCUGCUAUGCUGUCGCCAUGGAGAUGAGAGAC
Messenger RNA from Aspergillus saccharolyticus JOP 1030-1, 1638 nucleotides. RefSeq lists its product as uncharacterized. The transcript has a single exon. Bases 106 to 1545 code for a protein of 479 amino acids. NCBI's taxonomy places the organism in Eukaryota, Fungi, Ascomycota, Eurotiomycetes, Eurotiales, Aspergillaceae. The record is from RefSeq and is a predicted model, not a curated record.